Seriola dumerili (greater amberjack) is the source of this 2265-nucleotide messenger RNA. It is a transcript of the gene blk, whose product is annotated as BLK proto-oncogene, Src family tyrosine kinase. Gene Ontology annotation, biological process: cell surface receptor protein tyrosine kinase signaling pathway; innate immune response; protein phosphorylation. Gene Ontology annotation, molecular function: ATP binding; signaling receptor binding; non-membrane spanning protein tyrosine kinase activity. Gene Ontology annotation, cellular component: extrinsic component of cytoplasmic side of plasma membrane. The transcript is spliced from 14 exons. NCBI's taxonomy places the organism in Eukaryota, Metazoa, Chordata, Actinopteri, Carangiformes, Carangidae. Bases 194 to 1663 code for a protein of 489 amino acids. The record is from RefSeq and is a predicted model, not a curated record.
CUGACAAGCACUUGGUUCAAUAAGGAACUUAAAGACAUUUUGCAUCUGGAGUACUUUUGACAACACAAGCCUGGGGGACAAAGUCAAGGUUUAAUUCAUUUUCAGCAGCUGGUAUGAACUCACAGACCAGGCCCUGCAGUGGGAGGAGUGGAGACUGAAAACAGCUUCAGUAAAGCUCAUCUGCUUUAUCAGGAUGGGCUGCACUUGCAGUGGCCAGAAACAAGUAAACGAGGGCGAGUUCUACAAAAGAAAACACAACUCUCAGGCCUCCAACUCACUAAAUCACAUUGCACGAAGUGGAGACAACUAUGUGGAUAACGACGACACUGUGUUUGUGGCACAACAUGACUUCAAAGCGAACAACGACAACGAUCUGCCUUUCAAGAAGGGAGACAAACUUAAGGUUUUGCAAGAAAAUGGGGAAUGGUGGCUGGCUAAAUCACUGUUGACUGGACAGGAGGGCUACAUACCAUCUAAUUAUGUCGCCAGAGCAGAUACCCUGGAGAUGGAAAAAUGGUUUUUCAAGGACUUGAGUCGGAGAGAGACUGAACGACUGCUUUUGGCCCCCGGAAAUAAAGCGGGUGCUUUCCUAGUUCGAGAGAGUGAGACCUGUAAAGGGUCCCUCUCAUUGUCAGUCAGAGAUCAUGUAACGGACCAAGACGAUGUGGUAAAACACUACAAGAUCCGCUGUCUGGACAAAGGUGGCUACUACAUCUCUCCUUCCAACACGUUCCCAUCCCUACAGGAACUGGUUAAAUACUACACCCGUACAGCCGACGGGUUGUGUCAGCGACUGUAUGCUCCCUGUAAGCCUAAAGCACCCCAGCAGCCAUGGGCUCACGAUGAAUGGGAGAUUCCCAGAGAGACGCUGAAAAUGGUGAAGAAACUCGGAGCUGGGCAGUUUGGAGAAGUGUGGAUGGGUUACUACAAGAACACCCAGAAGGUCGCCAUUAAGACCUUAAAGGAGGGAACGAUGGAGCCUGAGGCCUUCCUCCAGGAAGCCAACCUGAUGAAGCAGCUGAAGCAUGAGCGACUGGUGCGGCUCCAUGCAGUGGUCACGAAGGAACCCAUUCUCAUUGUCACAGAGUUCAUGAUCAAUGGAUGUCUUCUAGACUUUCUAAAAACAGACGAGGGAAGAAAGCUAAAGCUCAAUAAGCUGAUAGACAUGUCAGCACAGAUAGCUGAAGGCAUGGCAUACAUCGAGAGGAAGAACUACAUCCACCGAGACGUGCGUGCAGCCAACAUACUAGUCAGUGAGACCCUGCACUGCAAGAUAGCAGACUUUGGCCUCGCCAGGAUCAUUGAGUCAGAAUACACAGCUCAAGAAGGUGCUAAAUUUCCCAUCAAGUGGACGGCUCCAGAGGCCAUCAAUUUUGGCACAUUCAGCAUCAAGUCGGAUGUCUGGUCUUUUGGGAUCCUCCUGACAGAAAUAGUUACCUAUGGAAGAAUACCCUACCCAGGGAUGACCAACCCAGAGGUGAUCAGGAGCCUGGACAGAUCGUACAGGAUGCCAUCUCCAGAAGGCUGUCCCCAGGAACUCUACGACAUAAUGAUGAUGUGCUGGAAGCAGAAGCCUGAGGAACGGCCAACUUUUGAAUUUCUGCAGAACAUUCUCAAUGACUUCUUUAUUGCCACGGAGGGACAAUAUGAGAUGCAGCCGUGAUUAAAGAAAAAGAAAAUGUUUCCUGCUGAUAACCAAGACGCAACAGAAAAAAAAAAAAAAAAGAGAAGUGAGACUUGAAUGGAUACAGGACCAACAAAACAUCUUUAUGACUGAUACAAUUUAUUUUUUUGUUCAUUUUAAAUGGACACAUUUUUUACGCCUACCUUCUGAUUGAAUGUACAAGCUAUUUAUGGCUUCUGUCUCUAGCAGCUACUGUAAGGGCAUCUGAAAACAUGUCUGAAAGAAAAGGUUCAGAACUGUUCGGAAAGUUUUAUUAUACUGACUGUACUCCUGCUACUCUUGACUCCCAAUCGUGUUGUCAACCGUGGAGCAUGAGGAGACAUAAUUAAGACUGAUAAACGAUGGAUAAUACAAAUACAGUACACGCAUGACGUAAAAAGACGUUUGGACCCGGGGAAGUCAACACAGGUAAAGUUAUGGAUUAAAUAUUUGCAUGGUACAGAAAUGAACAACCUGAGAUUACAUGCACAAUACUUUGCACUUUCUAUUCCUUCAGUCAUUCGGUGGAUAUAUAAAGAAAAGGGCUUACAAAAGAGAUUUUAUAUUUGCAUAAAUGUUUUUUGUGAAUAAAUAUUUACAUU